AUGUCGGCUCAUCAGGAUAUCAUGUCUGCCAAUGGCAACGAUAUCAGCGACUCCAUGGACCAGCUCAAGAUGGACGAGCGACUUGGCCCUGACGGCGAGCCCGCCCCUAAGACGGACGAGGAGUACGCUCAGGCGCAACUCACGCUCCGAGCCAUCGUGUCCUCCAAGGAGGCUGGGGUUAUCAUUGGAAAGGGUGGCAAGAACGUCGCCGACUUGAGGGAUGAAACUGGCGUCAAGGCUGGCGUCAGCAAGGUUGUCCAGGGAGUGCACGACCGCGUCCUCACCAUUACCGGCGAGUGCGAUGCCAUCUCAAGAGCGUACGCCAUAGUAGCUCGCGCAUUGCUCGAGGGCGCGCCUGCCAUGGGCAUGGGCGGCGUUGCGCAGAGCAAUGGCACACACCCCAUCAAGCUUCUCAUCUCCCACAACCAGAUGGGCACCAUCAUUGGCAGACAAGGCCUUAAGAUCAAGCACAUCCAGGACGUGUCUGGCGUGCGCAUGGUCGCGCAGAAAGAGAUGCUGCCACAAUCCACCGAGCGGAUCGUCGAAGUGCAAGGCACCCCGGAAGGCAUCCAGCGCGCCAUCUGGGAGAUUUGCAAGUGUCUGGUUGAUGACUGGCAGCGCGGCACCGGCACUGUCCUCUACAACCCCGUCGUUCGCACGCAACCUGGGGCCACUGGCAGUCUCGGCGGUACCGGCUACAACAACGGCAGGGGCGAAUACGCCAGUCCACGCGUGAUGCGCACCGGCAACGGAGCCGACUUCACCUCGCGAGGACCGCCCACGCACGACGAGAACGGGGAAGAAAUCCAAACCCAAAACAUCAGUAUCCCUGCCGACAUGGUUGGCUGCAUCAUCGGUCGUGCAGGCAGCAAGAUAAGUGAGAUCCGGAAGACGUCCGGGGCCCGCAUCUCAAUUGCCAAGGCUCCCCAUGAUGAGACGGGUGAGCGAAUGUUCACCAUCAUGGGCACAGCCAAGGCGAAUGAAUCGGCCUUGUUCCUGCUGUAUGAGAACCUCGAGGCCGAGAAGAUGCGGCGUAGCCAGGUUCAGGAGCCGGAGUAA
Molecule: messenger RNA, 1059 nt
Organism: Hirsutella rhossiliensis
Lineage: Eukaryota; Fungi; Ascomycota; Sordariomycetes; Hypocreales; Ophiocordycipitaceae
Product: KH domain-containing protein
Exons: 4
Coding region: 1-1059 (352 amino acids)
Biological process (GO): 3'-UTR-mediated mRNA stabilization
Cellular component (GO): cytoplasm; nucleus
Molecular function (GO): mRNA 3'-UTR AU-rich region binding
Source: RefSeq, a predicted model, not a curated record